This is a messenger RNA of Sorghum bicolor (sorghum), 2336 nucleotides long. RefSeq lists its product as uncharacterized. The transcript has 4 exons. The record is from RefSeq and is a predicted model, not a curated record. Bases 350 to 1834 code for a protein of 494 amino acids. Lineage: Eukaryota; Viridiplantae; Streptophyta; Magnoliopsida; Poales; Poaceae.
AGAAAACCUAGGAGUGUGAAGUUCCCGAGUUGGAGGGAGGCAGGGGAGCCCAGCCAAAGCCCAAAGCCACUGCCGACCGCGACCACUUGAAAGCGGCUUGCGCGUGUGCCGUCCCCGGCGGCCCCCUCCAAAGCCCUCCAAUCUUGUCGCUUUCUACGCGCCGUCGCCUCCCCUUCUCCCCCAAAACCAUCCACCGUCUCCGCCGUCCCAAUCGCCUUCAAAACCCCCGGCAAAACCCUCCAUUUCCGCCGCAUCUCCCUCGCUGUCCCGGCACACCGGGUCGGUCGGGUGUUGAGGCUCGCUCGCGGCUCCCCUCUUCCUGGGGCCUGGCUGGAAGGGAAGGGGGAGGAUGCAGGCCGCGGCCGGGAGCGUCUCUUGGGUCACCGCGCAGCCGUCCGUCCUCGGCCGCUGCGGCGGCGCGCCGUCCGCUUCGCUCAAGGGGAGUGCUUGCGGCGUCGGAGGAGGAGGGUGCAGGAUCCGGGGCCGGGACGUCGCCGUGCCGCGGUGCUGCGCGCGCGCGCAGGAGAAGCGCCCGCCGCGAGUGCGCAAAUCCAAGGAGGAGAGGCGGGAGAUGGUGGAGUCCUUCAUCAACGGUUACCGACUUUCAAAUGAAGGUAAAUUCCCAUCAGUUAACCUUACCCAUAAGGAAGUUGGAGGGUCAUAUUAUAUUGUUCGUGAAAUCGUGAGGGAUAUCAUCCAAGAGAAUAGAGUCCUUGGUCCUGGUGGCUUGGAUGCUAUGGCGCUGAGUUUUGAAGAUCGUGAUGAUUCUUCAGAGUCAUCCAUGAAGCAUGAAUUGGGUCAAGACAAUAUAGAGAUCUUAGAUACGUCUGGUAGUGAAGUCAGUAAGGGUUAUGUACCUGAAAUAUCCAGCACUGAUGAAUCGAUUCCAUUGCAAGACAAUGCCAUCAGCACUCAGACACUGCUGGGUUCAUCAAAUAUCUUAGAGGCUGGUGUUCUGAAUAGUGUGGUCCAAAAUGGGAGUGCGGCAGAUGCAAUAUUGAUGGAAACAAAUCUUGAGAAACAAGAUGAAGUUCCAUCUGGAGGAUCCAUUGAGUUUGACUUGAAUAGUUCUGAAGAGCAAGCUCGUUUGUUUGCUCAGGUUUCUGAUUCAGAUGAAGACAUUGUACUAAACAGUCAGGCAGAUGCACAGGAUGGAACAGCCAGUAGUGCUACCGAUGGAGUUAUUCUUCCCUUAGAGUCUUCUGCUGUUUAUGAAAGCAAUGCUGCACUUUUAAGAGAUCAUGAGACAUUACCUAAUGAUAAUCAUGAUGGAUCAACUGAUGGUGCCGUGGAUGAUGCAAACCUCCUUGCAGCGAUCAAUGGUGUUCAAGCAAAGCAAGCUUCUUUACAUGAGCAUGAUGCAUCAACUGGAAGUGUGUCGAUUGACAAUGCUCAGAGCUUUGAUAGUCAGUAUAGUACUACUGUAUCUACUGAUCCUAUAAAUGGUUCUAAAUCGGAGGCUGAAGUUGCAACCAAGACAGUUGAAGCAUCUAAAGUACACAGGCUGCAAGAUGAGUUUGAGCAACCAUUGGUUGAUGCUAGCUGUGACGGGCAAGAAAACUCUGACAGCCCUGUUUCUCAUCCAGCAUUAGAUACAAAGGGGCUGUUGCACACAGAAGAUCAGCACAGUGUUGUACAGAUAGAUGAAAGUGAAUUCAAGAUCUCAACACCUGGGAUCACAAAGGAAGAGGUCCAGGCAGCUGAUUUCAGGCAUGAACAAGGAAUUAACACCAGAACAGCGAUCAGCAGGCAUGCACUUUGCCUCCUAACUUUGCGUUGCAUGCUUACCGUUUAUAAUUUCCUUCACACAUCACAAAAGGCAGCAGUAUAUUAGGAAAACUUUGAAAGCUCUGCAGAAGAAAGAUGACAACCUAUUCUGGCUUGUCCUUAGGGCAUUUGUUGUUGCUAUAUCAAAAAUCUGGGCAAAAUGAACAAUGCAGAAAGGCUUCCUUACAUGGAACUGAAGAUUGGGUGAAUCCUUCCUACUGGAAAAUGAGAAACCGGUCCAUGAAGUUCCAUUUCUCCCAUGCGAAUAUAGAUAUGCUACUUUCGUGCUGCAGUUUAGGUUAUUUUUUGGAGACAUAGCGCUGCUAUAGUUUUGUAGUCACUUCCCACUGUAGGUGUAAUGUUUAGUUAUCUUUGUCUGGUGUGAACUAUCUGCUACAAUGGAUGUCAUGUGUCUUUUUGGUAAAAAAGGAGCAGGAUCUCUUUUUAUCUUCUAUGAAAUUUGCAGAGCUGUUCAUUGGAUAGACAAUUGAAGUUGCGUUGGUUUGUUCCUAUUGUGAUGAAUUUUGGCUUGGAUUUGCCUCCUUCCAGAUUGUAAGAUGUCGAUCAGA